UAUUCACUGAAUUUUAUUUCGCUAAAACCAUGUGUGGAUUGUUUACUUUUAUUUUGUAUCCAUAAAAAAUACUUUGGAAAAAUGGAAAACAAUGUAGUGAAAUGUUUUGCGGUUAAUUAUAAGGCCAUAAUAAUAGAUGAAAUUGCGUUAGAAGGCUUAGAAGGUAUAGGAGUUGAUUUAUUAUGGAGACGAAUACAAAAACGUAUUUCUUCAGAUUUAACAGAGAAAAUGAAACUUCGUUAUUGGAGUUUUAUUUUGAAUUGUGGUAAAGUGUCUUUCUACCAAUUACCUGAACCCCUGCCUUAUCUGGAACUACUGGAUAGGUUCGAUAUUAUUGAUGAAGCUACUGGCCAUCUGAGAGAACCUGAUGUACUAAUAGACGGUCCAUAUGAAUACAAACCAAUAGAAGGUGAGUAUGGGUCCUGUAGAUACUAUGACACACGGAAAUUAAUACCUAUAGAAGACCUGAAGACAAAGGCUUAUGAAGCUGUAAUGUCCGAAUAUGGAGAUACACUGGUAAUUGUUGCAAAUAAAGAAGAGAGGUGGUAUGCUCUAGCUCCACAUCUCCCGACAAGCAAUCUUGCUCAGUUGUCUAGUAUACAUUAUUGUAUGCUGGAGCUGAUCGGCAGAUCUAGGGGUAAUGGUCAAUCAACAAUAGGCCUAACAAAUUUGAACAAAAUAGUCAAAGAUCCUAAAACACUGUUCUAUAAUAGGAAGUAUUUAGGAAACCUAGACUUGAUCAAGACAACUAUGGUCACUGAAACAAUAUCGGGGAAAGGAUUCAAAGCUCUGUUGGUUCGACUGAAGAGGUUUAGCCAACCGAGUGUACUAAGUAUGCCCAAAAGAGGCAUACUACAUAAUGUAGUAGAAUAUCUUUUACAACAACCAGACUUCAGCGAAAAAACUGAAGUCAUCGUGAAAAAAGGCCUCAUAUCCCAGAAACAGAACAGAAGAUUGCAGAAAACUGUGAAUAUUUUCAAUUUUGAAGAAAGAACUAUACAACCAGAUGAAAUAAACAAAUUAAAGACAAGUAUUAAAAGAAAGUUCAUCUACCUUUCAUCUCGAAAUGAUGAGUCUUCAGAUUCUGAAGAGGAGUCACAGGGGCCUCCAAUGAAGUGUCAAUACAAAAUUGGUGUGAGCCUUUUAAGGCAGGCUUAUGAAAGGUUCUUGGAUGCAGGCCUUGAAGGCCUCACACAGGUCCAAUUAGGCCAGCAACUCGGUGUGGAGUUCUACACCAGUAGAGGCAUCUGUAGGAUGUUCAGAGUCAAGAAUAUUGUCCGAGAGUAUCUCGAAGAUAAGGGAAAGCAAAGGACUGCUAGGUUCAUUGCUAGAGCUGCCACUGGAGAUAUGGACGUCCGAUAUUCAAAGGAGAAACAGAAAUUCCUGGAAUAUUUGAAAGAAUCACAAGUACCGAAGGAAGAUGUCGAGCCUUCUGGAGACGAGCUACCAGCUAAGAGAAUGAAACUGGAACCAAAACCUAGCAGCAGUACUGAUGUAACAAGCCAUAAUUCUGACGAGGAUGUCAUGCCAGACGUAGAUAUGACCCCAGAAAAAGUAAUCACAGAAGUAAAGGUCCUCGAUGGCUUUGAAAACACCAAAACCCUCGGAGCCUUCACUAGGAACCCAACCUUGAGACAGUUGACGUUCGCAAAUGGUGUGUUCAAAGUACUCAAGAAGAAACAAUGUGUCAGUGGCUACAUAUCACUCAGCAAUCUGACUGCCAAGGAAAUCAACGAACCUCCCAUGGACACGAAAGCCCUUAAAUCAUUUGUACAGAAACUAGUUACUGACGGACAUAUCAAAAUUUAUAAAAUUAAAUGGCCUGGCAUUCAGAAGUAUUCAGUCUUAAUUUGCGCCGCCCACGUCAAAGCCACAGAUCCCAUAAUAAAAGCCAAGUACAAAGAGAUUUGUAUGAGGGCAGUGACAAACAAAAGAGUGGCAGUUAAGAAAGAAAUACCAGAAAACGUUACUCCCUCUAUAACACAAUUUGCGAACCCACGGUACAUGAAAAUACAGAAGCUUCAUGAAUUUCUUACCAAAUUUGCAUAUUUUGAGCAUGUCAAACCAGAAUCGCAUUCUUUACCUGCUGGCUUCGUCAGCAUAGUUGAUUUCAUACAAGAAGUCACAAUAGGAUUCGCGAUCCAAAACAUGGGCAGUACGGCACUGGUGGAAAUGAACCAGCUGGUUAACCAGAGCCAGCUGGAAAUCAAAAUGAAAGAUGCUCCGCCACAUAUUUACAAAGCUCUGAUGAGAUCUUGCACGUUGCAAAAUGCGAUAAGAAUCAAUUUAAAAGUACUGGCAAUGCUAGGCCUUAUACAACUCGUUCGCCCGGCUAAUCAGACGACCAACAACAUGGGUGCCAUAACAUACACCAGCUUUCUGUUCUAUGUAAAUCGUAACGCCAAAAUAAUAGACACGACUGGCAUUUGGCCCAGGGUAGCAGAUGAAAAAGUCAAAGAAAAAUCUUAUUAUUUCGAAACAUUUGAAGAUGUGUCCAGGUAUUGGUUUGAUGUUUUUCAAAUAAGUGUUAAUACGAUUAUAGAGUUAGAAAACCGCAGCAGGAAGCAACUUCAGCCGCCGCAGCGGUAUGAGGACGAGGUGUUUGCGCAUGACAACGGCGCACGCUAUGGUGACGGCAAUGGACCAUGUGGAUUCGACUCCUGCUUCUACAUGGAAAUCCCUCGACUCUGGCAAACGUUCUACAUGCGGCCCAUGCAGCAUAACUCACCGAAAAAGGGGAAGAUUCAAAUAAAAAUCCCCAAACUAAAGAGAAAAAACAAAACAAAACGCGAAACUAAAAUGAAACCUAGUUCAAAAGUCGUGGUCGACAGAAUAACAAACGAGAAGUUAACUCGUAAACGAAAUGAUACUACAAUAAAAUGGUCGAAAACUGAAGAUCUGAUAAUAACUAUAUGUAAAGCUGCUAUAACAAUACUGAGUCCUAGUUCACAACCAGGCACUCUGAUUGUAAGGAACAUAGUUGCCAAAGAUAUACUAUCUAUAAAAGAUCCCAAAAAGACUAAAAGCGUAUGCCAUAGUAGAGCUUCAACACUAGAAACUAACUUGACGCUCAUUCACGAGAAGCACUGCAUUAUUAAUGAGCUUAAAAGAAGACGAAACCUAUUACUAAAAUAUGAAGGCCUCUUGAAGAAACUCAGGCUGAGAUACUCGACUAACAUGACAAAGUUUAUCAACAAGGCGCGCCUACCCAUGAUGGAAUUAGUUUGGGCUAUUUUACAAGUGAUGCAGUCUAAAUCGUACAUACAAAAAGUGCCAUGUGUGGCAUCGAAUUUGCAGGAUUUCAAUAAACAUUUCACGAUCAUAACAUCUACCGCCAAUAAAUUGUGCAACAUGUUCAAAGUGCCCGAACAUGUCACAUUGAAGGAAGCUGUAGUACUCACAAUAAUGCAAACAAUAGACUCGGAAAUCAGUAUGGAAUUGGGUAAAAAAAUAUAUAAAACUUUCGAGGAGUACCCCGAGGCUGCAGUGCGGUCCGCUGUAGAACAGCUACGCAAGUGCGGCGCCAUCGCAGCCAAAGAGAAAAUAUUUAACAAUCAAAUGCGCAAGCUUGAUUUGGAAGACAUUUGCCAGUCCUCGUAUAAGAUAUCCGCGUUCUAUCAACGUAAAUGGGUGAGUCGGUUGAACUCCGAAUUUAUGGAUAAUUUGAGUACUUUGUUGGAUGUAGAGCAGACGGAUAAUGAUGUUAAAGGGUCGGCGGAAUUAAAUUGUGUGUACUGUGAAAUGCAUGCGUACGACAUUAUAGACAUAGUGUCGACCAGUGCGCCUCUCAUCACGGACGCUGCAGGCGCGCCCAUUAUGCCUGAAGAAAUAAACGUACUAGUCAUCGACACUAAGUACCGAUUAAAAACGGGAACGUUGAGAUGGAAAAACAAAUCUAAUUUAGCUAAAAUUUCUGAACUGUACAGUCACAUAGAUCUUAACCACAGCGUGAAGUAUUUAUCCAGUUAUACAACAGUUGAUUCAAAGGAAAUUAAACAAAAUGUCGAUAAAAGAGAUCCAAUACUAAAGCGACUCGAUCAAGUGGGCGAAAAAGGAGCGCCAUUUGAUGAACUACAGAAACUUUCUGGUAUGGGCGAAAAAGAGUUCAUCGAAAAAUUGCAACAAAUGGAAAGCAAGAAAAUUUUGAAACGAGUUGGCUUCUACGAAAAUCUUUUAGUACUGCCUAAAUAUUUAGCACCGUGGACGAUAAAAGUAGGGGAGAAACACAUAAUAAUAACUCCUUGGUUGACUUUAACUGGUAAAGCAAAGCCAGAUAUAUUUUUCAAGUGGUGCGGUGUUAUUAUGAAUUUAAUAUUCGAAAGACCAGGUUGUUCAGUCUCCUAUUUAGCUGACAAAUGCGAAUAUUUAACGUACAGAUCAGCACAAGAUAUUUGUAUGUUCUUAGAAAAAUAUGAAUGUAUAAAACUAGCUAUGGUAAACCUCCAACCAGUAGAUUUAUUUUCUGACGAAGACUACGAUCCUGAGAUGACAGACUUCAAUCCCUAUGGAGCUCCGGAGAAAAUGAUAGCACAUCCUAUUAAAAAUUGUCUCACAAAAUAUUGUUAUAUUAAGAAAAAGGUAUUAGAUUCGGAAUCAAACGACGCUCUAAUGGAUAAGUUAUUUAAAUGUUAAUAUUUAACGGCUGUAAGCUUCGUCAAAUAUGUUAUUUGUUAUUAAUCUAUUUAAAUAAAAACAAUUAUUGCCUAA
Spodoptera frugiperda (fall armyworm) is the source of this 4707-nucleotide messenger RNA. RefSeq lists its product as uncharacterized. Gene Ontology annotation, biological process: 5S class rRNA transcription by RNA polymerase III; transcription initiation at RNA polymerase III promoter. The coding region runs from base 82 to 4632 and encodes 1516 amino acids. The record is from RefSeq and is a predicted model, not a curated record. Gene Ontology annotation, cellular component: transcription factor TFIIIC complex. The transcript has 7 exons. Lineage: Eukaryota; Metazoa; Arthropoda; Insecta; Lepidoptera; Noctuidae. Gene Ontology annotation, molecular function: DNA binding.